AUGAAACUCUUUUCUGGGAUUGUGGAUUCAAAGGAGUACUUAAACGGACCACCAUUCGAGCUAAACAAUGGCAAUUCAAUCCCACAAUAUAUUUUGGGCAAAUCCUAUUACACCGUUUUACCUUGGCUUUUGACGCCCUUCAAUGAGAAGAAUGGGGAGUUGAGUUCUGUUGAAUUGGCAUUUAAUGAGGUGCAUGGUAAAGGUAUGGAGUUGGUUGCAACGGCAAUUGCGAAGGUGAAGAAAAGGUGGAAAGCUGUGGGCAAGAAAUGGAAAGAACAAUGUAUUGAGGCUUUUCCAUUUGUUAUUGUUUUUUGUUGUUUGCUUUACAAUUUUCUCAUCGAGUGCAGUGAAGUACUGCCAGAUGAAAAUGUGGAGCUUCGAGGGAAUAUAGAGCUUCCCGAUUUUGAUGGAGAGGAUGAUGAGAGUGCGAAGAGGACACGAGAUGCCCUUGCUUCACACUGGAGUCGAUUGAGUCAAACAGUAUGA
Molecule: messenger RNA, 486 nt
Organism: Olea europaea var. sylvestris
Lineage: Eukaryota; Viridiplantae; Streptophyta; Magnoliopsida; Lamiales; Oleaceae
Product: protein ANTAGONIST OF LIKE HETEROCHROMATIN PROTEIN 1-like
Exons: 1
Coding region: 1-486 (161 amino acids)
Source: RefSeq, a predicted model, not a curated record